AUGGAGUUCGGAAUCCUGACGGACCAAAUACUGUCCAUAUUGAAAGAGAGGAAUCUCAUAGCCAAGAAGGAUGUGAUUGAAUCUGCUUUGGGGGAUCCGACUACCGGUCGCAACAAUGCGGAGUGGGUGUCGAGGCAUCUGCAACCAGAGACUCUACUCUCCAGAGAGGAACUGCACCUUACCGGUCUCCUCCAGCCCAUUCUUCGCGACCCCAUUCUGAAAGCGACGCGCCCCUUUCUAGAAGACGACAUCCGAACGGCGAUCAAAUCUCUCGAGUCAUCGACCAAUACUAUUCAGAAACAGACAGAAAUAUUUUCACGACAGUGCGAGACACUCAAAAGCCAAUUGCGACGGCAAGGACACUUGGAUCAAGAACGAAGUCGGGACAUCCGACGGCUGCGGAAGAAACAUGAAGCUGGGAGUCAAAACACAACGAUUGCGGCCAACGAGCUUGCCGACGAACUAGAGACGAGGUUCCGAAACGCGAUGGACAAAACGGGGGCAGCAAACAAACGAAUUCUCUCCUCGCUGUCUGCUCAACUAAAGCAAGAUGAUAAGGUUCUUGCGAGUCUAGAGUCUCUCAUAUCCGGCACCAAGUCAAAUGGCAGCGAUGCAUCCGCCGUCAAGCGGACCGCCGAUCUGAGUGCAAUGCUGGCUGAGACCACUGCACAAGAGAUCCACUACCGCUUAGACCGAUUGUAUCUGGAAACAAUACAAUGGAGCAUGUCUGACUAUAGUCAAGAGGCUGUAGAGAACGACACGUUAUUAGCACUUGAAGAAGAACUGGAAUCUCUCUAUCCUGAAAUUGAGGUCUUGGCCGAAAUGUCCACGAAGCAACAAUACCAUGAACCCAUCCUUCAGGAGAUUCACCAUGAACAUGGACAACGUCGGGCAGCAUCGCAGCAAAAGCUGGAACAGACACUCGAUAUCUUAAUCGAUAUGACCUUGUCCAGGCAGACAUUAACGAAUCAGCUCGGGGAACGCGAAUCUUCAAGUGAAUUAUUAGAGCAGCUCGCUUCACUGUUUCAGGCCGAAGCAGCCAUUAUGCUGGUGACUCCGACGUCUUCUCGACGGGAGUCUCUUCGACGGCGAUCAAUGCAGCCUGGUGCUAUCCUUGCGGUCGGUCGCAACCCGGCUCCGGCGCCUGAACAACCUAUUCUAGAGGGUCUUCUGCGCCGUGUCGGCUUCUCCCCGAAUCUGUACUGCGGCCACGUGCGGAGGGUGGCAGUGCUCGAGAACUCCACGAGAAGCGGAUGCACAUGUCGGAAACAUUACGGAGUCUCGGGGCAGCAGUAG
Messenger RNA from Penicillium maclennaniae, 1296 nucleotides. RefSeq lists its product as uncharacterized. Lineage: Eukaryota; Fungi; Ascomycota; Eurotiomycetes; Eurotiales; Aspergillaceae. The transcript is spliced from 4 exons. Bases 1 to 1296 code for a protein of 431 amino acids. The record is from RefSeq and is a predicted model, not a curated record.